AUGUCGCUGCGGGACGACAUUGAGUCCCUGAUAGGGACUAUCCGCCGACUCACGCACAGGCAAGAUGCCAGCAGCAGCAGCAACAGUAACAAUAACAAUAGUAACAACAGUAGUGCAUCGCAAAUACGGAAGAAAUGGGGCCCGCGUGUUGGUGCGAGCGGUGAUGCGGUGUUCGCGUCAGAUGUCAACAUCUCCGCAAUCUCUGUAACAGCGGAUGAUGAUGAUGAUGAUGACACUGGAUUGCGUGUGGUGCGGGGGGCCGUGUUGUCGCCUUUUGGCGACCGCAUGGCGGAAGAUGAUAUAUCAGCAGCACCCCCUAGCGGUAACACAACAGCGUUGCCGUGCACUGAAACCACGAGUGGUGCAGUUUCUCCACAAAUGACACGUUCAAACGGCGCGGGUGCUUCUGUUCAUCGUCCUACUGCUCCUAGUGCUGCUUCUGCUGUUGCAGCUGCUAGUACUACUACUAUUAGAAGAACUCUUAUGCAAGAUAGAGAAGGGGAUUUACUGCAAGACCCCUCGGUGAGACCUGGUGUGUUGACAGAUGGUUCGACCUUGUCACCGAAUGCCCCAACAGAAACUUCAUCAGGGAACAGUACUGUGUUAUCAGCACCAAGCCGGCAGGAGAUAAAAGAAGCCUACAGGAAUCUUGCGAGAAAACUUUUAUCGGAAAUUCAACGUUUGGAUGCAUACAGCACUGCGGUGUCCGCACGAUGUGAAGACGAAAGAAAUAACUGGAUAGUUGCACAACAUGAGCUUACGCAGCGUCUUGUGGAACGUGAUAUCUUGAUUGAGUCCUUACGACAGCAGUUACAGGAUGUGCAAAUGAGCCCAGAGAUGGUAUUAACUUCGAACACAUGUUGUAUUGGCAACAGCAACAACAGUAACAACAACAAACAAGGUUGUCAAAACAUAGUAUUGAUGAAAAACUGUGCUGGGUGCACUCCGUCCGUCUCAAAUGGACAAUUCACACCAGGAGGCCUUGGUGACGGUGGCGCUGCAGCAACAUCUGAUCUUCCCUCUUAUUAUCGUCCUGCUAUUUCAAGUGAGUUGUGUGGCAUGAGUUCAUCCUCUGCUGCGGAGACAUCAUCUCGACAAACCCUGCGAACAAAAGAAGAAGAGGGGAUAAUGCGGGGUAUGCGGAGUGAGAGUAGUGGCAGUCCGCCAUUUCAGUCGAAUUCUGCUGAAGAUACAACCUCAACACGUCCCCAUUCUUUGACAGAGUUUCUGCAAAGUAGGUUUUCUUCGCUAGGAGCGUUGGUUGGAGGAGGAGGAGGAGGAACACGUGUAUCGGACGACACAGCACAACGUUGCAGUGGUGGGACGAUGUCCACAAGAGAGACAUCUCUCGGGGGAAGUCCUAUUCCAUCACAUCCGGGUGUGACAGUAACAAUACCAACAACAACAACAAUACCAACAACAACACAAUCGACUGGUGUUGUUGAUGCCACGGCUUCUGCUGUUUCUCCAGUACGCAGUGAACACGUUAACGAGGGCACGAGUCUGUCUCAGAAGACUUUAAUGCCCUCCUUAGUUGUGUCUGGUGAGGAGUGUGCUACGAGUGAGCUCACCUAUCAGAAGCGUCAUUGUUCUACAUUACCCCAGAUGCAUCAUAUUUAUACUCAACAAGAGAAGGGGGAGGUAUAUACAUCAGAAGGGACAGAAGAAUAUGAACUACUACAUCAUAGAAGACAUAAUAGAAAAUCAUCUCCUUAUUCAUUACAUGAACGACGUGGUCGAAGAGUCUCCUGUGAGGGAAUCCGUGGAGUGACACGCAGUUGUAACACUUGUGGUCGAACUCCGAUUGAGACUCCUACUCGUUGUGUUUCUGCAAUGGGAGGAAAAAUAGAGUGCAGAAAACGCUCUGGGAGCCGUGCAGUUAAUCAUCAUGGCAAGAGAGAGACUCCUUCUGCCACUCGAGGUUGCCGCGUCGUACCACCACCACUACCACUACCAACAGCACCAACAGUAGGAGUAAGAAGUGGUAGUGGUAGUGGUAGAAGACGUGGACGAUCACGACGGCGUAUAGGGGAUGCACAUGAGAAUAAAAACAGCAGCAGCAGCAACAACACGGCAAUGCUGCGAGAACUAGUUGCGCGAAGUGCGGUGAUGGAGUCGCAUCUGCGUGAGUUGCGUGCCCGUGUGGAGCGGCAAGAAGUGGAGUUGAGUGAUGUGGUGUGUUUUCUCCGCGAUGCAGUACGGCCCUUCACGGCAGACUCAUGCGAAGUGCUCACAACAAACGGUGGAUUACAGCGGGAGGAAUAG
Molecule: messenger RNA, 2265 nt
Organism: Trypanosoma theileri
Lineage: Eukaryota; Euglenozoa; Kinetoplastea; Trypanosomatida; Trypanosomatidae
Exons: 1
Coding region: 1-2265 (754 amino acids)
Source: RefSeq, a predicted model, not a curated record